UCAAAAUUGAACGCUAUGCUUGCUUACACCGCGAUGCUAGCUAGCGUCUCAUGUUUACUUUAUAAAAUUUAUUAAUUGUCUGAUAAUACGCUGUAAUUGUAACUAAAAUCUUUUUCAGUGACUUAAUACUAGUGAUUGAAAAUGUUGGUGUUGUUUGAAACCCCGGCGGGGUACGCAAUUUUCAAGUUGUUGGACGAGUCAAAGCUGUCUCAGAUUGAUGAUUUGUACCAAGAAUUCAACUCUCCAGAAGGUGCAUCAUCUGUUGUCAAACUAAAGAACUUUGUCAAGUUUGAAGACACCACUGAAGCAUUGGCAGCGACUACUGCUGCCAUUGAAGGCAAAAUCUCCAAGCCCUUGAAGAAAGCACUUAAGAAAUAUGUUAGUAAAGAAAUCCAGGACCAGUUGUUAGUUGGAGAUGCUAAACUGGGAAGCGCUAUUAGAGAGAAGUUUGACCUACAGUGUGUGUCCAAUAGUAAUGUGCAGGAGUUGCUCAGAUGCAUUCGUUCUCAAAUGGACAGCCUCCUAUCAGGCCUUCCAAAGAAAGAGAUGACUGCCAUGGCUCUCGGUCUCGCUCAUUCCCUUUCUCGAUACAAGCUGAAGUUUUCACCUGAUAAAAUUGACACAAUGAUUGUCCAAGCGCAGUGUCUAUUGGAUGAUUUAGACAAAGAAUUGAAUAACUACAUCAUGAGGUGUAGAGAGUGGUACGGCUGGCAUUUCCCAGAAUUGGGAAAAAUUAUAACAGAUAACACUCUAUUUGUUAAAAUUGUAAAACUAAUUGGAACUAGGGACAAUGCAUCAAAGACAGAUUUAUCUGAUAUAUUGCCUGAGGACUUGGAAGAGAAAGUAAAAGAGGCUGCAGAAAUAUCAAUGGGCACGGAGAUAUCUGAUGAUGAUAUUAUGAACAUACAGAAUUUAUGUGAUGAAAUAAUUUCAAUCACAGAUUAUAGGGCUCACUUGACAGAUUACUUGAAAGCGAGGAUGAUGGCCAUGGCACCGAAUCUUACUGUUUUGAUUGGAGAACACAUUGGCGCGAGAUUGAUAGCGCAUGCGGGUUCACUAAUGAAUUUAGCCAAACAUCCUGCAUCAACUGUCCAAAUAUUCGGUGCUGAGAAGGCUUUGUUCCGUGCUCUGAAGACGAAGAAAGAUACGCCGAAGUAUGGUUUGAUCUAUCAUGCUCAGUUAGUAGGUCAAUGUAGUACGAAGAAUAAGGGAAAAAUGUCCCGAAUGUUGGCGGCUAAGGCAGCUUUAGCUACGAGAGUGGAUGCGUUUGGAGAGGAUGUGUCGUUCGAGUUGGGGGCAGAGCACAAAGUGAAGCUUGAGCAGCGGCUGCGGCUGCUGGAGGAGGGCAACCUGCGGAGGAUCAGCGGCACCGGGAAGGCCAAGGCCAAAUUUGAGAAAUAUCACAGUAAAAGCGAGGUGUUCCAGUACCCGGCGGCGGGCGACAGCACGCUGGGGCUCAAGCGCGCGCACUCGCCGGCCGAGGACGCGCCCGCCAAGAAGAUCAAGCUGGAGGAUGCUGACGAUCAUGUCUCACCCAAAAAGAAGAUAAAGUUGGAGAAUAACGUGAAACAAGAAUCGGAAGAGGACAACAAUAUAGAAGAGCCCGUUUCUGAGAAGAAGAAGAAAAAGAAGAAGAAACAUUCAGAAGCUGACCAGUCCGCCAACGACACGGUACCACUUGCAGAAACGCCCAAUAGUGAGAAGAAGAAAAAGAAACAGCAAGAAGAAGCUGUGGAGCAACCAGAAGCAGAGGAACCUAAAAGUGAAAAGAAGAAGAAGAAGAAAAGACAGUCCCAAGUUGAGGAAGAGUAAUUUUUAUUCUAGGAUUUCACUUGUAAAAAUGUCAUCAUAAUGUUGAUUGUUGUGAUCAUUUUUAUCAAAUACCGUAAUACGGGCUAAUAGCUAUGAGUGUACCCAUCGUUUUCUUUGCAUAAUUCAUUAGUUAUCAGGAAAAUCAAAAUCUAAAUUGUCAGAUUCUCCAGUCGAGUGUGUGAGAGCUCAAACAAUCCUGAAUAGUUGUCCUAUUAUCCUUGGAGAUAGUUUUUACCUAUAGAUACAAAUAUUAUUUUCAAUAUUAAAUAACGUUUUCCCAGAAUU
Molecule: messenger RNA, 2097 nt
Organism: Plodia interpunctella (Indianmeal moth)
Lineage: Eukaryota; Metazoa; Arthropoda; Insecta; Lepidoptera; Pyralidae
Gene: nop5
Product: nop5
Exons: 5
Coding region: 142-1812 (556 amino acids)
Cellular component (GO): box C/D methylation guide snoRNP complex; small-subunit processome
Molecular function (GO): snoRNA binding
Source: RefSeq, a predicted model, not a curated record